Messenger RNA from Menidia menidia (Atlantic silverside), 570 nucleotides. NCBI's taxonomy places the organism in Eukaryota, Metazoa, Chordata, Actinopteri, Atheriniformes, Atherinopsidae. The record is from the annotation of a GenBank genome assembly.
AUGGCUCUUAGGGAAGUUAGUCGAAAUGUGCGGCUGCUGUUAGGUCAAAUUCAGCGGGGUCGUCCUGUGGGCUCCGUCAGCCUGACAGCUCGGUGUAUGAGCAAAGCUGCCGCUCAGCCGGAACCAAAAGCCGAUGAGCACGAAGCCGUGAACCCGACCUUUGUGAACAGGAACCCCCGGAACCUGGAGCAGAUGGCUCUGGCCGUAAAGGACCGCGGAUGGAAGACGAGCUGGCCCCAUCAGAAGUUCUACCACAGGUUGACUUUCUCUCGCAGUCAACACCACGUGACAGCAGAAGUGUUCUCCAGCAGCUCCUCUGUCCCGGUGCUCUCCUGUUCUACCAAAGAGUGGGCAGUGAAGAGGGAGCUGGCGUCCACAAACUGCGUGGCAGCGUGUCAGGCUGUGGGGGAGGUGCUGGCACACCGCUGUCAACAGGCUGGCAUCACCAGGAUGGUGUAUAACGCCAUUCCCUGGACGUACCGUUCAGACUCUGUUCAGGCUUUCAGGACAGCAAUGAAAGAGGGAGGAAUCACUCUGAGCGAACCCAGAAGGAAAUAUAUUGGGACCUGA